UGUAGAUUUAGUGUGGCAGCCAUUGUAAUUUGUACAUGUCAUUUUGCAGCAGAAUAUUCGGCAAAAAUACGACUUUGUUCAGGAAAGACUCAUGCUCCUGAGUGACUGUGUUUGUCUUCAAAGGCUUGUAUGAGCUUGUAAUGGCUGGUGCUGGUGCACAUCGAAAUUUAAAUGGACGUCUGAAUGGACAAUUUAAUGGUCAGUUGAAUGGUCAAGUACCUGGUCAAGUGAACGGAGUUUCUCGACAGCAGCAGCCACUGCAGCCGCAGCAGCAACAGCCGCAACAGCAGCAGCAGCAACCCCCUCUGCAGCAGUGGGCCUUGCCAGUGGUGCCACUGCAACCCACUCCACCCCCGGCUAUCCCGACGGUCAGACCACGAGGGGAAGCGGUCCCCUACAAUUGGCAGUCCACCAAGACUUCGGUCAAGGAACGCUUUGCCUUCAUGUUCAACAAUGAGAUCCUGAGCGAUGUCCACUUCAUUGUGGGCAAGGGGAUGAACACCCAGCGGAUCCCCGCCCACAAGUUCGUCCUUUCCGUUGGCAGUGCCGUCUUUGAUGCCAUGUUCAACGGAGGGAUGGCCACCACCUCCAAUGAAGUGGAACUUCCUGAUGUUGAACCCGCUGCGUUUCUGGCUUUGCUGCGAUUCCUGUACUCGGAUGAGGUGCAAAUUGGCCCGGAGAGCGUCAUGACCACUCUGUACACGGCCAAGAAGUAUGCUGUCCCAGCGUUAGAAUCAGCGUGUGUGGAGUUCCUGAAGAAGAACCUGAGUGCAGACAAUGCAUUCAUGCUGCUCACUCAGGCUCGGCUUUUUGAUGAGCCACAACUCGCAAACCUCUGCCUGGAAACUAUAGACAAGAACACCACCGAAGCGCUUCAGGCCGAGGGCUUCACGGACAUAGACCUCGACACACUGAUCAACGUUCUUGAGCGCGACACCCUGGGCACGCGCGAGAGCAAGUUGUUCAAUGCAAUAUCCAGAUGGGCAGAGUACGAAGCUGUCAGACAACAAUUACCAGUCACGCCGGAGAACAAACGCAGAGCGCUGGGAAAUGCCCUCAAGCUGAUUCGCUUUCCCCUGAUGACCGUGGAAGAGUUUGCCAGUGGGCCUGCGCAGUCGGGGAUUCUGACAGAUCGGGAGGUUGUCAGCCUCUUCCUUCACUUCACUGUGAAUCCUAAGCCAUCGACAGAGUUCCCUUCCAACCCAAGAUGUUGUCUGACUGGGAAGGAACAGACUGUGAGCAGGUUUAUGCAAGCAGAGAGUCGAUGGGGUUACAGCGGCACAAGUGAUAGGAUAAGGUUCCAAGUGAACAGACGUAUUUUUGUGGUUGGAUUUGGUUUGUAUGGCUCCAUCCAUGGACCAGCUGAUUAUGCCGUCAACAUACAGAUACUCCACGGUGAUUCUGAUGCAGUGCUUGGGCAGAAUGACACAGGGUUCAGCUGUGAUGGAUCCGAGUCCACGUUCCGUGUCAUGUUCAAGGAGCCCAUUGAAAUUCAGCCCUCGAUCAGUUACAUCGCCAGCGCCACACUCAAGGGCCCAGACUCCCACUACGGCACCAAGGGAAUGCGGAAGGUUGUCCACGAGUCCGUCUCCAGCGGCAAAGUGGUGUUCCAGUUCACCUAUGCGUCCGGCAACAACAACGGGACCUCUGUGGAGGAUGGUCAGAUCCCAGAAAUCAUCUUCUACACGUGACAAGAGAGACAGCAUGAACUCCAUGUUGGUAAUAUUCAAGAAACUCGUGUUAAAUAACUGAAUUCAAUUUGAAAUAAUUUCAUUUGCUCUGAAAAAAGUUUGAUGACUGGUUUCUGCACAGUGUGUAAAUGUGCUCACAAAUGUCCAUGCAUAUAUUAAAUUCUUAACACUGACUGGUUUCUUAAAAUAUCUUCAUAUUACUUGAGAACAAGGCCUUCAUUAGGCCCAUGGUUUGUAAUCCUAGAAAACAUUUACAGUUGUUUGUGUUUGGCAAUUCAAUUUGUUAAAUGUGAGAAUGCAAACCCUUAAACGACACCCACUCAUGCACUUUAGUAUCGGAACCGUUUGAACACGUUAGUAAAAGCAGUAUAUCAAGCCAAAGGGAACACUCAAUGGCGCAGGUGCAUGCAUGACUUAGCCAUUUAUGAACUGGGUACUGUGUUGAUUUGUUUGUCAUAUUUUGAUAGCUUAAAGUGCUGUGCAGAAAAAUCAUGUUUGGUGUGUGUCAAUUAGAGAUUCAUUAUGAAACCGUUGCAACAGACAGUUUCGAGGUGAAUUCUGAAGUGGUACAUUGGCUUUUUGCAAAGUUCGUCUCUUAAAAGUGUCCACUUCAGAUGCUGUAAUGGAGUUAAAAGAUAGAUGCGGUUCAUCCUUCUUGACCUUGUGUGAAAUAAACAAGCCUUUUAUGAUUUUUGUAAACUAGGAGAGUACUCCUUCACCGAGUCACUUCCAAAGUCUCUUAUAGUGGCAGCAACAUGAAAAAUUCAUUCCUUUUGGAAAACUAGCGUUUCAGAUUGCUGUGUGCUGUUCCAAACAUACCACACGUAAAAAAAGUGGGGAGCAACUCAAUCAGAGAAAUGUAUAUUUCUGCUUUUUAAAGUACGGUAGCAUAGAUAGCCCAUACCCUUCCCGACCUUCAAAACACAUCUUCAUAACAAAUUCGGAGGUUGUGGAAAAUUUUGCAGAGACCAUUUGGGUUCAUGACCCAGACUCUGGCAAAUGAUUCACCACUGGAUAUAUGGAUAUUGGAUAUGUGUAUAUUUUCCCAUGUACAUGUACAUAACAGUUUUCAAUAUGUGUCGUCAUCAGACGAGAGUUGCACGUAGCCCCUGCAUUUUGUGUCCUACUGUUUCAGUUUAAUUCCAAUGUAUGGGAAAAAUGAGUGGUUACGUUGAAAUUGUACUUAAUUCACGUUUGUAUAUGAAGACAAAAAUUAAUAUAUAUAUGCAGGUUUGCCCACAGAGAAAUGCAUAAAUUUGCUUUUAAACCUUCUGUUGGAGAUAUUAUUUUAUUACCCAGUAAUAUGUAUCACAUGAUGUAUCAUAUACAUGUAUGACAUACACCACAUAAUUUAAUGCCAGGAAGACAUAAUGUGGCAUCUGAUCAUUAAUGUCAAACAGCAGUCACAUAAUAAGUGAAGCAUGUCCAAUGAGUAUGUC
Acanthaster planci (crown-of-thorns starfish) is the source of this 3130-nucleotide messenger RNA. Its product is annotated as BTB/POZ domain-containing protein 1-like. Lineage: Eukaryota; Metazoa; Echinodermata; Asteroidea; Valvatida; Acanthasteridae. Gene Ontology annotation, cellular component: P-body; cytosol. The record is from RefSeq and is a predicted model, not a curated record. Gene Ontology annotation, molecular function: protein binding. Gene Ontology annotation, biological process: neurogenesis.